Stylophora pistillata is the source of this 2557-nucleotide messenger RNA. RefSeq lists its product as uncharacterized. Gene Ontology annotation, molecular function: serine-type endopeptidase activity. NCBI's taxonomy places the organism in Eukaryota, Metazoa, Cnidaria, Anthozoa, Scleractinia, Pocilloporidae. Gene Ontology annotation, biological process: proteolysis. The record is from RefSeq and is a predicted model, not a curated record.
GGAAUGAAAUAGGCACCAAUUAUUAUGAUGCUUAAAUAACACAUCACGUAUAGCUCUCGAUAAAUUGAUUAUAAGAAGAUCCUGUGUGAUGUUGAAAAAGUCCAGGCUCCUACUCUCGGCGUCAUUUCUCGUCGAAGGGCGGAUCGUAUAACUGCAGCUGAUAAAGCGAUGAGAUAGUUCAUACUAAGACAUUUGAAAGUACACUCGGUGAGAGAUUAGGACGGCUUUGUUUACUUCCCAGCUGGUGGGAAAAUAGCUGUUAACAAGAAACGAUGCACAGCGGAGCAAUGAUGUUGGCACUUUUUCUGGGGAGCCUCGCUGUGUCUUCUGUGAAAGGAUUCGAUAGGGCAGCUGGCCCUAACAACCGAACCUGCGAGUCCGUCGUAAGGGAACUUGUUGAUUCCCGUCCCCUUCACAUAGCAAUCCGACAUUGCUGUAACUACUCGAGGGUUACUUAUGACUGUAUCAAUGGCUACAAACAAGUAGAUGGAGAUAGAGUGCGGCGCUGCUUUGAGGGUAAACUGCAUGGGAGGGAGCCAAGGUGCAGAUUUCCAAAAGUGACAAGCUGUGGUAACCCGGGAACGAUUCGUCACGGAUACUUCAUUGGAUCUGAUUUCAGUUUUGGUAAGACUGUGGAGUACAGAUGCAACCGCGGUUAUAAACUGCAUGGACCGGCGAUCAUUAAAUGUAAGAAUCAUGGGAUAUGGAGUGAGCAACCAGAGUGCAUAGAUAAAAAAGUAAUGGAUGUGGACGAAGCUACUGCCUUUAUUCGUCACAGUCUUUUUGACAAUUACGUCAAACGUCCGUGUUCAUCAAACGAUUCAUGUUCAAAGGUUGAUUCUAGAACACGUCGUUCGCUUGAUCUCGAUUUCAGUGGAGGUCUGGAUGUGAUAUUCUUGGUGGAUGUAUCUGAUGGAGUUUCUAAGGACGACUACAAGAUUGGACUCAAGUUUGCUCAAGAACUAAUCAGAGUUUUAGCAGCAACUGUUCUGCGAGGGGAUAUUCGUGUUGCAGUUGUAUCGUACAACAGAAAACCAGACAUUUUCAUGAAUUUCGCAUCUCCUUCCGACAGAGCGAUAAAAAAGAUUGGUGGUAUCAAGAAACUCGGGGGGUGUGGUACUUCCCUCGGUAGGGCCAUGUACAUGACAAGGCGAAGGCUGGUCCCUAAUAUUCGGACUAAUAGCAACAAGGCCAUGUUUAUCAUAAGCACUGGACUAUUGAACAUGGGAACAAGCCACCCAAAGGCGUCGCGUUUAUUGGAGAGCGAGAAGUCAUUUCAAAUCUUUUCUAUUGCUAUCGGCAAGAGUCCUGAUACGCGGCUUUUAUCGUCUGUUGUCUCGCAGCCUGAGAAGAGCCAUCUUAUAUUUCUGAGAUAUUAUGGUGACGUUUUCGAUGCUGUGCGGCGAACCGUAUCAAGGAACAAAAAAGAUCCUAGCGAAUGUGGUGUGAGUGUGACCAAACCAAGAGCUCGGAAUGUGCGGGGCAAUAGGGCGACAAGUGGUGUAUGGCCCUGGCAAAUCAGCCUCCAUUGGGAAGGGGGCGGAAAGAUCUGCAGUGGAGCUCUGAUUAGCAACGAAUGGGUCAUCACUGCAGCGCAUUGCUUUUAUUCUAAAACAUGGAGACCGGUCGUUCGCCCUGCUUCCAAGUACACGAUAAAAGCUGGAGGCCACCAUCUUGGAGACAGGAGAAUCAGUCCGGAACAAGUCAUUGAAGCCGCUAAAAUUCACAUACACGACAACUACAAGCGACAAAGUCAUGAAAACGACAUUGCGCUCAUCAAACUAAACCGAAAAGUCAAGUUUGGAAAGUAUGUGAGUCGUGUAUGCAUGCCUGUAGAGCACAACGACUUGGCAACUCCGGGCAAACACGGCUUCGUCGCUGGAUGGGGCGAAAAACAAACCCAAGGGAAGCAAGAUAAGAAAUCCUCAAAACAUCGGAAGAAAGGCCGCAGUAAAGUGAUUCUGCAUGUAGCUCUGGAGGUAUCCCCUAAUAAAGCUUGUGACAAUAGCACCCGACAGGCAUUUAACAGGACAGUCAUGUUCUGUGCCGAACAUAAUAAGGCGUGGCAGCACUCUUGCCGAGGAGAUGGUGGGGGACCAUUUUUGCGCGAGAACUAUGAUUCAAAAACCAGAAGCUAUCGAUGGACCGUCGCAGGACUGGUAAGCUGGGGUGAGGGAUGCGGAGUGAAAGGUCGCUACAGUUUUUUUACCCGGGUGGCUCCGUAUUUCGAUUGGAUAUUAGAGACAACGAAUCCACCGAAGAGAAGAGGCAGACACUCGCGAAGACGACAUAACAAUUGAUUUGAAUGAACAAGAACGACAUAAAUUUUGUUUCUGAUAUGCUAUGGAUCGAAUAACGGAAAGGAAUACAAUAAUAAAAUGUAGCGACGAAAAUUAAAAGGGAAGAGUAAAAAUGCCGGUGAGUUUGGUGACAUCAUCAGAACGUUCCCUCGUAUAAACUCUGCGAAGUGUUACUUUCUCUUAGUAUUUAACAUCCAAGAGGUAAAGAAAUCAGGAUUAUGAAACGAGAAGAAUAAAAUACGAAAUAGGGAAUCGAA